This is a messenger RNA of Pocillopora meandrina, 12295 nucleotides long. Lineage: Eukaryota; Metazoa; Cnidaria; Anthozoa; Scleractinia; Pocilloporidae. The record is from the annotation of a GenBank genome assembly.
AGUAUCGAUAAUGUUCAUUUUAAGACGGAUUUGUAGAAAAAUUACACUUAGGCUCAAAGCAAAAGUUUUGACGUUACUUAUAGUGGGCACCAUUCUGAUAGCACAUUUCUUUCUUCUUGAUCGAAUAGGACAGUUUGAACAAUCAGAAAGCCGAGAUGACACAAACAAGCGUGCUGCUAACAUCGGUAAGUGACAAUGAACUCUAAAUUGCAAAUUCCCAUAGCCAGAUACAAGCUUAUCAUUGCAAAAUUCGUCGCCGAAUAAAAUUCAGGCAGUUUCGCAGCCGUACGCCUUCACAAAAUCAUUUACUCACUAAACAUGACUGGAAUGUCAUCAGAGAGGAAGACAAAGGCUCUAGAAACACUUCUUUCCUCGGCCAGAAGGUUUCUAAUAUAUCCAAACUUUCAGAACUGAAUAUAACUUCAAAUCUGGAAAAAUUGUUCCUUCAUGAGACCAAUGUGACAAAAAAAUUUGAAACGGGCCGACAGAUUAGGCUGCGAGGACUGAAUUGUUGAGCAAAAAUAAGCUUACAAGUUGCCUCUCAUCAAUUUUUACCUGUUGACAACCACAUGUGCCACAUGUAGGUGAGCCGAUAUGAUGAGUACAUUGCACUUUGGCAAAUCUGUACCUGAAAAUUUUUCAUCUUGUCGACUCAAUGUUACUGUACAAUUAAUUACCGAUCAUACUUCCGAGUAGUCACAAACGUUUCACGUUAGUCAAGAUGAUUUAAUCGAACGGUUGUGAAUAUAUGGAAGUCAUAUAUAUAUUUGAACUGCGGUUAAAGACGUGAAUAUGAAAGCGAUCUUCGCAGUAAUGAACACUACUUAAGUAGUGAUGAAAAGAAGGCCUGAAAAAAAUUCAGGCCUGUACGGGAUUUGACCCAUGACCUAUGCGAUACCGGUGCAGUGCUCUACCAACUGAGCUAACAAGCCAACUGGGAACUGGGAACUGGCCACUGUGUUGGUUCCAAAUAAACCCGUGAAGUGGUGAAUAAACAGUUGUGAAUAUAUGGAAGUCAUAUAUUUGAACUGCGGUUAAAGACGUCAAUAUAAAAGCGAUCUUCGCAGUAAUGAACACUACUUAAGUAGUAGUGAAAAGAAGGCCUGAAAUCUUAAUCGUUCUGUCAAUUUAUUUGUUUCUAACAUUACUUUUGUUAUCUCUUCCAAAAAUAUUGUUUCCAUUCCACUGGUUGCUUUUCUCUAAAAUCAGUUUUUGCAAGCGGUUCAAAAUUUAUGAAAUUCUCAGAAAACAUUGCAUAUUCAAAGCUCCUUGAAAAGUUUUGCCUACAUUCAAAAGUUUGGUCCCAAUUUUCUCAAUUUCGUGAUUUGAAAAAUGGGACCUAACUAACACUUUGCAAUUUAAGAUUUGUCAGUCGGCGGUUAUGUCCGGAAAGCUCCAAAUUUUUCUGUGUCAUUUAAUUAAGAAAAGUCGAUCCGUGUAGUUUGCGUGAGAAGUUUCGAAAGUCAAAAUUUGCACUUUAGCAGAUUCAAUAGCUUUCGAGUUACUAGUCUAUAUUUGCAUCAUGAGAUUAAUUAGCAGGUUUGAAGGUUAAAAUUUUGUGUUGAGAGUUCCGAUCGUGCCGAGCUGUCGUUGUUUCUAAAAUAACAUUACCUCUUGAUAAAGUUUUGUUAUAAAAUCAUCUUAUAUUUCCAAGGGAGGUGCAAUCGAAGUUGCUACCGAGCCACUAUUUUUUGUUCAUCAUCGAUGUUUAGUGUUUAAAAAUAUCGAAAUAUUGUUUCGAUAACUUAAUAUUUUCACAGCACGCAGUGAACCCAUAUAUAUAUAUAUAUAUAUUUCUUAUCAGACACUUCAGGCGUUUUGGUAUGUAGCAUCGCUGAGUAUUUUUACGAGUUUUCCGUGUUUUGACGAGCCCAUAGGGCGAGUCAAAAUACAAACAACGAGUAAAAAUACUAAGCAAUACUUCACACCAAAACGGCAAAUCUAUCAUCCAACUGCAAUACUUUUGAUGCACUUCUUUUAAGGCAGAAAAAGGGAAGCAAACAGAGAAGCGGUUGGUGACAGGUCUUGCGUAAUGCUCGCGUCGGAUUGGCUCAUGAGACGUUAACUUGUCACAUAAGGUUUCAAAACGUUCAACGUCGAAUUUUAUUUUCGAUCGUUGUCAGUCACGUCAUACACAUUUGAAAGUACUGCAACCAAUGAAAGUGUUCGUUUAUCAAUUUAUCGCCAGUAACAAAGCUUUGAAUCUACCGGGAGACAAACUCACAAAGACGCUGAUGAGCGCUGUAUAAGCAUAUGAAAAAGAAUCUCCAAAUCUACAUUUUAUUUUCGUCGUCCGACUCAAUCCGACUCAUUCACAUUCAUGUUCACUUUUCCAAUUAAGUUCGACUAAUUAGGUUCGGCGUUUGAAUCAACUUCGGAACUCAGUUAUUUGGGUCAUCCCAAAUUGGUAUAAGGUUCAGCACAUGUAAAGUUCGACGUUUGAACCGGGCCUAAGUAAAUUUCACUGAUGCGUCGAAUAUUCUGUCACGCCCAUUUCAUGUGUAGUAUCACGUGAUUUUUGAUGUAAACAAACCCCGAAAGUUCGGACAUCGAGUCGAGCUCGCAGCACAUGUAUCCAAACUUCAGCUUUGGAAAUUUUUCUUAAAUAACGUCCCACUUUCAAGAAGCGUGGCUUCGCUCAAAAUUGACAUCUUUCUUUUGUCAUUUAUUGGAUCGUUUAUUAAGCAAGUUGUUAUUUCGCUGCUGUUGAAGCAGAUGCGAAGAAUGUUACAGGAAGCGUUGCGGUAUGGAAUAAUCGAACUAGUUCUGCGUACAGUGAUGUAUCUGAUCAGGUAUUUUCAGGGUGUUUAGUGCGUAGAUCGUCAGAUAAAUCCCCGUCCGACAGGAAAUUAGUGCCCACGAAUCGCUGUAGAACGUGAGGAAGCCUUGAUUCCCAAAAAUAAAACCGAUUUCAACUCUACGAACGUGUACGAUUGAAGUUGUUUAGUAAGUGUAUACCUAAACAUAAUGGUUACGACAAAGAGAUGAGCUUAUGGCAUCUUAAAAACGAUUCACGAUACCUCAACUGCUCGGUAAGAAACGCUAACGGCGACCCAGUCAAGUUUUUCCAUUUUCCGGGGGCAGUUGGACAAAAGGAGAGAAGGCAAAGGUGGAUAAGGUUAUGUCAUCGAGGUGACUCGUUUGUGUGCACGAAGGACAGCUCGAUGACAUAACAUUAUCCACCUUUGCCUUCUCUCCUUUUGUCCAACUGCGAUUCGUGUCAAUUUUGAGCGCUUCUUGAAAGUGGGACGUUAUUUAAGAAAAAUUUCCAAAGCCGAAGUUUGGACACAUAUGCUGCGAGCUCGACUCAAUGUCCGAACUUUCGGGGUUUGUUUACAUCAAAAAUUACGUGAUACUACACGUGAAAUCUAAAGCCCAAAAGGUGAAUUGUGCGGCGCCGCCAAAUCAACAUGUCGGCAUCAUUUUCCGUGUGAAUUGCUCUGAAAAAGGAGCGGUUUUGGUAAAAUUUCCGCACAGCCCCAUACUUCAUUAUGCAUUCAGUUCUUGAAUAGAGAAAACAAUGACAAAAACAAUACAUUUCCAUUGGGAAAACAGAUUUGUAUUACACCAGUACGGGGCUGUGUGGAAAUUUUACCGCGGUUUUUUAAAACAUUUAACGAUAAAAAAUUGCGAUAAAACAUUUCGUAAAAGCAUAUUAAAAAUAUGUUGACGACGUUUCGACGUUUGGCUAACGUCAUUAUCAAGUCAAAGAGUGAAAGAUAAAAAAUGUUUAAACACUAAAAAGACAAUAGAUAAUGGAAUGUUCCGUUUGAAGCCAGCUUAAAUUCUUUUAUUUUCAAGUUUACUCCCCGUGCAAGUGAGAAUUGCUUCCGAACUUAACAAAGGAACAAGCUGGUAAUUUAGUGUUAACAACUGGGUUGAAAACGUAAAUUAGCCACCGUAAAGGGUAAAAGAGCUGACGUUUCGAGCGUUAGCCCUUCGUCAGAGCGAUAUCGUUAAAAAGGUCAGCUUUUUUACCCUUUACGGUGGCUAAUUUACGCUUUCAACCCAGUUGUUAACACUUAAUUACCUGCUAUACUCUCCCACCGACGCAGCACCACAGUUUCUUUAGAAAUUUACCCCUUUAUUCAAAGGAACAAGCUGUUUAAUUGACAAGGUAAGAAAGUAAGAUUACGAACAAGAUAGAAGCUUUGUUAUCGAGUUUUGCAGAUAUCUUUUCGCGAUCGAUUUGCACCGACUUUCAUCGAGAGCAUAAAAGUCUCUUAUUAUGAUGAGCAAUCUGCGAGAAAUAAAUGAGUUAUCACACAGGUUUUUUGAAGAGUAUCUAUAGUGGAUCUUAUCAUCUCUGUUUUUUCCUGCUUAAAGUUUUAAUACUAUACAAAGCCUUAAAAGUUAUCGUAUUACCCGCAUCUUCUAUAACCCGUACCAACAACUGUUUGUGGAAAAAUUAACAGAAUACCUGCGGGUAACUGGCCGGAAAUUACAGUUAUUAUAAAUGAUUUUUUUUUUCUCAGAACGUGAGUAGGCAGUAUUUUUCAAAUCUUGCGAUCUGAUCGAUUCCGUGACUAUAUUGACUACAUAUUUAGCAAAAAUAUAAAUAUAAUGGUUAAGAUAAAACGUUAUGUCUCAAAAGCAACACUUAUUAGUUUGUAGUAUUCUCUUGUAUAUCUUUGUACACUAUGGGGAAAUAAGUAUAAUGUUCUACUGUGUCAAAUCGUAAAAUUACAAAACAAAACGGUUCGUAUCAUAAAUGAUGUUCCUUUAAUGGAUAAAUAACUCUACACUACGUAUCCCUAAGUCUUUUGAAAUUUCCUGAUAUUGUUAAACUGAAAGCAUGUUUGUAUUUUUAUGAUUCAUUUCCACAAUGAAAAGUUUCCUGCUAUACCUGCUUUACUAGUACCUGAGCUACAACUUCAAUACCCGCGAUGCAUCAUCUAAUCAAGUAGUAAUACCCUCAUUUUGAACUAAUUUCAAGAAAUUCUACCCGAGCGUUGUUGGAAGAUUCUUUUGGAAUAGUAUUCCGCAAUUAAUCAGAUACAAACCAUGUAAAAAGAUGUUUAGAAAAGCACUUUUACGCUGGUACCUUGCUCAAAACUAAUAAAACGUCAUCUCUUUGACAAUUUACUGAGCUAUUUUUAUAAGUUUUCCUUUACUUUUCAACUAAAAAUUACAAGUUUUUUUGUUAUACUGACGUAACUUAAGGGGCUCAGAUAGUUUAUUUGAACGUGCCAACUCCUCUCCUUCCUAUAUUUAAUGUGACACAAUUUAAGUGGAGUCAUUUUGUACUGUAAGUCUUCUUUCCUUGAAAAAUUUUUAUUUUUUUUACUUACAUUUCACCUUGUAUCUAAUUCUGUAUUCUAAUUCUGUAUAAAUAAGUAAAUAAAUGCUCGAACAAAAAUCAUUAAAUUAUCCCCCUGGGAGAGAGAGAGAGGGACAUAUUUGCAUAUAGCCAGGAAAAAAGUUGAAGCGAGACCGCACAGGUGUUCUCUCUUAAUUGAUAUUUCAACAUCAGCCAGCGCAAGUCUUUAUCUUGAAACUCGAGCGUUAAGGAGAGUAGAGCUAAAGAGAUGUUUACAAUGAGACGAAUUUUUCGUCGAAUCAACCGGCGAAAGUUUGUUGUACGAGUAUUGGUAUUGAUUAUCGCGAGCACGUUUUUCAUGGGAAAUUUUAUUCAAUAUGGACGCACACGACAACAACACAUGCAACCUCACAGAGAGAGUAAGACAGAAAAAUGCGACUGUAAAAUCGGUAAGUGACUAUGGAUCUUAGAUAAAAAAGAAAUUCACGGGUCAAACAAGAGAAUGACUUCCGCCGUGCAGUGAAACCCACGUAGCAACCAAGAUUUUCAUGACGUGUUUACCGCAACCAAGCGAAAACUAGUUUCUAAUUCAGCUAAGUUAUCGAAAUAUCGAGCCACUUCGGUGGGAAAUUUCAAAUGAACUGACCGUCAAACUUGAUGUAUCGUUUAUAGGCAAUGGAUUCGGCAGUCCAGAUCGAAAAGCGAAAGCGAAAAUAGCCGGCCUUAUUGCUUGAUAAUAGUUUGUCCUGCAUAUCUUGAGUUUGUAGAUAAGAGCACUUUACCAGACAAUGGAUGAAUGAUACAUGAUGUUGAGCAAAUAAGUUUAAUCAGAAGGCUACAUUCCUUGUCUGAAAGUGUCACAAUUUCCUCACAGCCCCAUACUACGUUAUGCAUUUAGUUCUUGGAUAGAGAAAACAAAGAUUUGUUUUACAAUAGUAUGGGGCUGUGCGGAAAUUUUAUCAUUGGACUGAGUGGAGUGCAAUUUGAUUUGUAAGCUUAAAUAUGAUUUCAGACCAAAAUUUUCAGACCAAAAUUGACACGAGGUUCAAUUACCACUUUAUUACAUCCAGUUUGAAAUCGCCCAAAUACAUGACUUGGUCAGUUAAUUUAUUUUAUUGAUGCAGUACUGAGCCAGUUUGAAUUUAAAAAUAAGAGUUUUGGAAACAAAAAUUGCAAAAUUUGCCACAUGAUACUCUUUGUCUUUCAUUUUCCUGCAGUUUGAUUGGUUACUUUAAACAAGCCUUGAAAUCUGAUUGAUUGUUUUGUUUUUAGUGUAGCCUCCUCAUUGGCAGGGAAAAAAGAUGUGAUUUGAAAAAAAAAAAUUGGUGCAAUUUGGGAAUAAAUCCCACCAAAUAAAGGGCCAAUCAGAUUACAGGGACCACCAGUGAUUUAAAAAUGGGUGUAACAAAGAUUACUUAUUCCACAGAGGGUGAAGUUUGAUAAAUCUGCACAAUUGUUCUGUGCCAAAAAUUGCACGAGAAAGUGCCUGUCAUUGUGCAUUUAGAUGGAAAUUUGCAUCUUCAAGUGCGAAGGUUUGAAUAAGCAUAUUGUUAACUGCGAGUAAUGGUCCAUUUUACAGUUAUUUGCUUGGUUGCCAAGCCAUUGAACAGGAGUGAGGCUCUGGGUGACCUUGUUUUGAUACAAACCUUGCUGCUUUUCAAGUGCAAAUUACUUUGUUAUCAUGCUAACUAGAUACUGGUCUCUAUCACAACAAGGUCACCUUCAGCUUCACUCCAAAUCAAAGGCUUGGCAACUAAGUUCACAACUGUAAAAUGGCCCAUUGAUUAUAGCAGUUUGAGUGUUAUUUGUGCAAAAAGCUUAGUUUUAGUUCUUAUUUUAAAUUUAAGUUAAAAAUGAACUCCAAUCUCUAUUUCAAAUUAGCCUAAGAAAAGGGAAACCAAUUUUUUUUUUGGGGGGGGAGCUGGCAUCAGUGUUUGUGAUGGCCUGAUCAUGAUUUUCUUUUUAAUGCAAGUCAGUGCUCAGUGUAAUCGAUUGUCUGUCAGGAAACUUUGCAAACCUCCAUAUGCUUGAUAUUAAUUCAAAUGGCUCUCUUUCUUAAAGACAUGGUGUGGCCUUUUGCUAGCAGCCAUGAAUUAACAUAAGUGUGUGUUCCGCAACAUUUCAGCUUGUCGUUUUUGCAAAACCACUAUUUCUUAUAAUUGAAUUAUGGUUUACUAAAAAUCAUACCACUAAAUGUGAAUAGAGCACUGACAAAUAACUUCACACUCGUUUGCACAUAAAUGACAUCAUACCAAGGUUUACAGGUACGUAGUCAUUUAAAAAGGUAGAUGGCAAACUCUAGACAACUAUAGCUUGACAUUUCGAAAAAAUGUUUCCAAACAUGAAAGAAAAUGGAGACCUUAGAAAGUAACCUAGUAACCUGGCCACACUUUACUGACUUCCCAGCCAUCAAAUUUAUUUGGCAGCUUCCUAAAGUUCUCAAGCACCCACUACUUUGUGGGUGUUUGACACCUCUGUUUUAAACUAGCUUGCAAAUUUGCUUCGUCUCACAGUGAUUCGUUUAGUGGGAAUUCGAAGCCAUAUGUAUGUAUGUGGGUGAGUCGUCAAUUGAACAAGAUUCAAAAUAGCCUCAAUCACACUUGGGAAAAUUUUAAAGGUUAGGUUAUUCAUAGGAAUCUAAAACAGAAUCAGUGUCAUAAUUUCACAUGUACUUUUCCAAGAUGGAAAUAAAAUUUUAUGAUUCCUGGUGAAUAGCUAUUCUUAACUGAACAUGUAGAGAAUGCAAUUAGUAUCCCUAUCGCAUGGCUGGCAGUGAUAGGCAUCAGAAUCCAGAAUUCGCUUCAUAUUACCCACAGGUGCUGCCUGCUAUAUAACAGAUAUGCAAUAAUGACCGAGCAUGAGGUCAAAAUGGCUGGAUCCUAGCCUCGUUCUUUUUUGUGUUUUUAUGGAUCCCGACUUUGAUCUGGUCUAUAAUAAUAAUCAAAGGGCACCUUUGGCCAAUUCACGGAUAAAGUAUUAAAGAGAUAUAUACUUGUGAAGUUGCUAUCUGUAAACUAAGGUGUUAAAAAGAUAGAAAGUAGAACCAUUGUAAGUAUAGAAAUUAUAGUACUUGAGUAUGCGAUGGAAACCCUGAAUUAAUAUUUAAGUGGUAGAAAUGACAAAGAGUGAUGAAGCAAAAUAUCGCGCAUAAUCACUCCAGGCUGACAAUAGCCAUUCCACCUUGCACUGCUUCUGCCGUGGUUGCAGCAUUCCCACAUGCGUAAAGUCCUUGUAACUUAUGGUAAACACACGCAUGUCACACCAAAAACCCGCGUGAAGCAGAAGAGGCCGAUUACUCGCAAUUUCUCGUAGCUUUGAAUUUUCCUUUUGUUUUUCAGUACACGCAUAUGCUUGUAUUUUUUUACACGGUUGCGAUAGAAAUUAAUUGGAAAAGCAUUCCUUGAAUUAGGAAGUCGUGGUGUGUUUUGAGUGAAAAAGAUCGUCAAGUGAUCAAAACAACAUCUGCCAGAUUAUGGUCUCGUGCUUUGCAAAGACUUGUAGAAACCGAUCAUAUUUCAUUUUUACCAUCAAAACAGUCACGUUUGCAUAGAAAAACAACAAAACGAGACGACCAUAACGAAAAGACCGAAAUUGGCGUAGCUGCUGAGAGAAAUAAAACUGUAAAUCAACAUUUUUUUUUUCAAGUCAUGGGUACAUGUUUCUGUGGGAAUUUCCAUCUGAACAGCUUAUUUGAAGAUAAAAAAAACAUCUAUCUUAUAUAUUAGCAAAGUUAAAAAUAUUCUCAAAAAAAAAACAAAAACAAAAACAAAAAAACAAUUUCAAAUUCUUAACAGCUUGCUCUGUUACUCACAAACUCUUCGUGACUAGUCGUUAUGUUUAGCGCAUGGCCGAUUCGAAGACACUUUAAAGUUGGUCUUUAAGUUAAUCAUAGCACUAAUCGGAACAUUCGAGGUCAAUCUCAAUUUAGUAAAUGUCGAAACAGCCGUGUAAAGACAAUAUCGCAACAAUCGAUGCAAUCACGAUGGCGCCAAGACUUCGGACUUCUCCGGAUAGAUAGAUCUCGAGUUCUAAUUACGAUUAAUUACGAAGAGUCCACGUCAAUUUGCAUAUCCCAAAGUGCCCCGCAACAACUCGUUUCUACGCUAUCGCGUAUCCACGAGUAAAACGAGAAAAGGAAAAAGAAGCCAUUUUGACCUCACACUUGGUCAAAACACAUAAUAUAGAACUGGUUUGUAUUUUUAUUUGUUUAUUUGUUUUGUUGUGCUUUUUUUCAUCAAUAGGAAACCAAACUAAACAUCUCCCUUCCAGCAUUGAAGUCCCUGUUGAAAAGGGUACGUAUUUUGAUUAAGACCGCCACUUAAUUUUGCUCUUCUCUCUCUGCUGCUGUCACUCCCUCUUAUUAUAAAACUACAAAACUAGAUGUUUGGCUAUUUGGCGAUGUAGUGCCUCAGUAAGUAACCAACGUUUUAGAGUAACUAUGACGCCAUGCUCUGAGCAACUAAAAAGUUCUCUUAAGACAAUUUCAUUGUUGAGGCAAAUAAACAUUAUAAUAGAAAUGAUGGUCAGUAUUCUGAGAAUCACAGUACUCGCGUAUCAAGUUUGUCUCAAAUCCAAUCAGACUUCCUACGAGUGCAGGUGUUCUUGUUGUCGUUUGAGCCUGCUAAUGGCGAGCAUAGUUGGGCUGCUCGAUAUUGUUUACAAAAAUAAAUGUUCGGUUUUCUUAUCUUGUUGUUAUUUUUAUUUUUUCCUCGUUCAUUAUAAAACAAAGCUGACCAUCGCUAUCCCAGCAGUGCGUUUCCUACUACAAAGGGUACGUAUCAUCCUUACUUUUUAUUUUUUCAACCAUCACGGAGGCUAAUGCCUUCUCAAGUUUUCUCCGCAUAAUUUCGUGCAGAAAAUUUGUCAUUUUUCAUAUAAAAUCUAUGAGUGCUAUUCGCCGGGCUGUCUUUUUUCCUUCGUUUCCUUCUUUUUCACUGGAUAAUUUGGAGGUAUUUGAAGAUGCUGUGUUCGUUAAAUCUAACCACACUUAUUGCGUCAAUUUCUGUGUUACCUUGGUGUUGCAUCCGUUAUUUUGUUUCUACUACGCAUGUCCCAAAGGCGUUUCUCGAAAUCGAAUUGCAAAAAGGAUAAGUUUAAUGGUAGAUGUAAUUGAGUGUACGGAAAAUGAUGAUCUUAAGCAGUACCGGAUGUCGUAGUUGGUGGGAUUCCGCGCACACAAAAAACCUAUUCUCACCCCAGUUGAGUGAAACACAGUGGCAUCAGCUCUUUACUAAUUUAUUUUUCAGUAUCUUACUCAGAGCGUAUGCUUGAUGGACGACAUUGCUAAGAUGCGCGUACCGUGAAGGAUUCGCGAUAGCAAAGCCCAGAAUUUGAUUUAGUUAUCUCCUUUCCAUUUUUCUUGAUAGAAUCAAGAAACCUUGGUGACAUCAACGGUUCCGUGGUGAAUGAAACCGAGCAUUUAUGGAGUCCUGACAAAGCUAGUCAUUCUCUUUGUCCCAGCAGUGAAUACAUGAGAAGUUCGGGGGUAAAUAAACUCGGGCGAUAUCCUUCUGCAAAAAGUACGUAUAUGUUAGGAUCAGUCGACUUAAAUAAUCCAUUUGAUACAAAUUUUAUUACAACGUAGAAUAUCACUUUCGGAGAUUGUCCUCAGUAUUUUCAUUUGAAAAUGAUGCUUUUUGCUAUGAGUGGUGGGUUCAGGAAUUGGCUGGUGUCAAAAAUUGCCAUUUCAGAGACUAUUUCUUCAUAGGCUGGUAUCACUAAAACUCGCAAAAAUGUUUCUUGCCAAGUUUCGACUUAAGCCACAAUUCAACCAAGAGGAUUUUUAACUGAUUUUCAUGGAAAUUUAUAUCUGCUACAAGGAAGGACUACAAAUUGGAUCUUGGUAGCUAAAGCUUUCAAAUUGACUCAAGAGUUCCCUCUCGUUUACUUUCAGAGCACAUGACGAUUGGUUUAACGACAAUAACCAGACCUAAUGGAGUAAACUAUCUUUCCGAAACGAUCCAAAGUUUAUUGGACAACAUGAAUGACGAAAACAGAAAGCAGACAUAUAUAGUUGUAUUUCUCGCAGACUUUGAUAAAGGAGCGAAGCAGGUUACCAUAACCAACCUUUCAAAGCUCUUUCACAAAGAAGUGGAAGACGAUAUUUUGCAUGUAAUCGAAACAUCGCCAAAAUAUUACCCCCAGCUUACGAACCUAAAGAAGAAAUUUGGAGAUUCAAAAACCAGAAUCUACUGGCGUUCAAAACAAAACAUAGAUUUCGCAUUUCUUAUGUGUUAUUGCCACGAACUUUCUAACUUCUACCUUCACGUCGAAGAUGACGUCAAAGCAUCCCCGAGUGUAUUUCAUAAGCUGCAAGGAUUUAUUUCAUCUCAAAAAAAGGCUUGGCCAAUACUUGACAUCUCUUUCAUGGGUCAUACUGCAAAAGUUUAUCACUCAGAGGAUCUCAGGAGUAUGGCGUCUUAUUUCUAUCUUUUGUACGCUGAAAUGCCAGGCGAUUGGCUAAUAAGAUAUUGGCGUAUGGUUAAAGUUCCUGACAAUGCACAAUUGAUUUUACCAGUGGCUUCUUUUUUUCAACACCAUGGUGUAAAGUCAUCUCUAAAAGAAAAGAGUUGGCCGGUUAACGCUACUUAUGAUAGAUAUUUUGAUGUACACGAUCAUAAAUAUUGGGGAAGAAACCCCUCUGCAAAAGUUUCCUCGUCGAUAAAACCCAAUCAAGGGAAACCUCAAGAUGCUUACGAAGGUGGCUCUGGAUACUUUUGGGGAAGAAACGUUAAGCGCGAUGACCAGGUGACUGUACAGUUCAAUUCUGUCGUUAAUGCAAGCAAAGUGUUUGUAGAUACUGGCUCAAAUCUAGCUAUGAAAGAUUUUCUGAGGUUUGGUGUCUUACAAGCAAGCUUCAGUGUCUCUGGUACAAGCUCGUCGUCAUGUGGAAAGUUUGACACAGUUGUCUCAUUUAGAGAUGGCAGAGCUCAAGCUACUUUCAACAAAAAGAUUGAUUGUUUACGAAUUUUGGUUACCAAUGAUCAAAAUGAGUGGCUGUUUCUGAGGGAAAUAGAUGUUUGGGAAGCGAAAUGA